AUGACCAAGAUUCUCUUUGUGCCCAUCUCCAUCGUGGGGUGUGGCAAGUCCACUGUUUUCCGGACGUUGCGGCUGUUGUACCCGGGGCUCGUGCACAUUGAAAACGACAGGUCCGAGUCCAAAGCGGCCUUCUACGGCGAGAUCGCCUCUGCCUUGAGCGACCCUUCCGUGGAUGCUGUCUUGCUAGACCGAAACAACCAUUUGCACAUGCACCGCAAGGACAUUGUGGAGAACUUCAAGGGGGAAAACGUCACACUCGUGGCUCUCCUCUUCGUACCCAAAGGCACCCUGGCCCAGCAGAUGCGUGGGCAUGUGCUAGGCCGGAUAGCGCUGCGCGGCGACAACCAUCCGCAGGUCAAAAGCAAGAGUGAUUUCGGCAAGGCCAAGAUGAUUGUGAACUCGUUCGUCAGGAACUUUGCGCCAUACGACGCGGAGGACCCGGUGGAUGGUCAGUUUGACUACGUGGUGGAAAUGGACGGCAGCCGGGAGUCCUCGGAGGAAAACGUCCGGCGCAUCGUGAGGUUUUGCAAUGGCGUGGGGUUGCCGGGCGGCGUGUCUGUGCCCGAGCGAUCCGCCGCCGAGACCAGACAAGAGCUCUUGCGGUCGCUCGCAUACAAAGUCGAUGAGUAAGUGGGGACGCGAGUCGGGUGCUGGGGCCUACUGUGGGGGGCACACUGCAACCUGCUAGAGAAGGGCUUGAUGAAGAAACGUACUUAUUGGUCACGGAAGACGGACGGAGGGGGACAGACUAGGAAGACUAGGACAGACAACGAAGGAUAAUGAAGGAUAAUGAAGGAUAAUGAAGGAUAAUGAAGGACAAUGAAGGACAACGAAGGACAACGAAGGACUAAGACAGACAGCGAAGGACAACAAAAGACAACAGAGACUAGGACAGACAACGCAGACUAGAAUGGACAACGACACGUAAACGAGGUGUCGUUCC
Messenger RNA from Metschnikowia bicuspidata var. bicuspidata NRRL YB-4993, 943 nucleotides. RefSeq lists its product as uncharacterized. Bases 1 to 630 code for a protein of 209 amino acids. Gene Ontology annotation, molecular function: ATP binding; RNA ligase (ATP) activity. Gene Ontology annotation, cellular component: nuclear inner membrane. Gene Ontology annotation, biological process: tRNA splicing, via endonucleolytic cleavage and ligation. The record is from RefSeq and is a predicted model, not a curated record. NCBI's taxonomy places the organism in Eukaryota, Fungi, Ascomycota, Pichiomycetes, Serinales, Metschnikowiaceae. The transcript has a single exon.